Molecule: messenger RNA, 3663 nt
Organism: Pseudogymnoascus verrucosus
Lineage: Eukaryota; Fungi; Ascomycota; Leotiomycetes; Thelebolales; Thelebolaceae
Exons: 6
Coding region: 197-2557 (786 amino acids)
Biological process (GO): DNA-templated transcription; regulation of DNA-templated transcription
Molecular function (GO): DNA-binding transcription factor activity, RNA polymerase II-specific; zinc ion binding; DNA binding
Source: RefSeq, a predicted model, not a curated record
CGGAAGGAUGGACUUAGUACAGUACUAUACUAACUUAUUGAAAAGUACAGAUGUAACUUCUCUUUUCACAAUAUUUGGCUGCAAGUAUCACUUCAAAGCGGCUCGUAAAAUCGUUUAUCCGCAGCCGAAUAGCUUCAAAGUCAACCUCUCCAUGCUCAAUUCAAAUACAUGCCCCUCCAUAUAGCGCAUCUUGGAUAUGCGUCGUGCAGCUAGACCUCCUACCCGCGUCAGCAAGGCCUGCGAUAGGUGUAGGAACCAGAAAAAACGCUGCGACUUCGAACGCCCCUGCCAACAUUGUAUACAUGCGCGGACGGAAUGUGUCACGAAUACGGCACCAGUCACAAAAAAGCCGCGACUAUGUAGACAUAUCGACGCAGAGGUGCCCAGCCAGACCGUGGGCGGCCGGAAGACCUCGUCUCACCCCCACGUAUCUGAACAGCAAAGUGCAUCAAGCUAUCGUAGCAGCGUCUCAACUCACGACGAGCCCGAGGAGAUGGGCCAAGCUGAACUGACCUGGGAUACGCCGAACGCCUUGGAUGCGGGCGACAACUACGCGCCUCCGAACCAAAAUCCACGGAAACGAGGGAAUUCCCAUUUGUCCGACUUCGAUGCUGAUUCCGCGUUGGCAAUAACUCGAAAGAUCUUUGGGUCUCAGAAAUCGCGGGCUUUCAUUCACAGAGCUACCUCUGCGAUUCCUGGAGGGGGAUGUCGGGAUACCAGCGGCACAAGGACCUUAAACAAUGUGUUGUCUCCGCUGGUCCCCGUUUUCGAGAUAAUUGGAAUUGAGCUACCAACAUACGAAGUUUGCAACAAGCUCUUGGAAACGUACUUCUCCGCUGUUCACUGGUUCUCUCUGGUGGUCUAUGAGCCGAAGUUUAGAGGUCGAUAUAAUGCAAUUGUGCAGACAGGAUUGGCCAGCCGCAGCGACCAUGGGUUUUUGUUACUACUGCUCAUGGUUCUAACCAUGGGUUGUUGGUAUACCCCCAAGAACAAGUCCAGUGACCUUGGUCUCUCUGUAAAUGACAUGGAGGGUAUGCGAAGCCAGUUUUUAAAAGUUGUACAACGGGAUUUCAUGGAACUUAUGGACGAGGAUUGCCUAGAGUUUGUGCAGCUCUGCGCACUCCUCGGGUCAUUCUACCUCUACCAUGGCCGGCCACGAUCGUCUUUCUCCAUAUUGGGCGCUGCAACAAAAACUGCACAGGCGAUGGACUUGCAUCGCGAUUCUGAAAUAAGAUGGAACUUCGAGGACAGAGAAGAGCGAAAACGAGUCUGGUGGACAGUGUAUACGUGGGAUAGAUUUGCUACUAUAACUUACGGAAGACCUCUCGGCAUCAAUGAUAGAGAUUGCAACGUUCAAACACCAUCUGAAAUUUUAGAGAAUGUCCAUUUUUACCCACCCUUACAAGCAACACAGAUAUGUCUAUCAACGUAUCAAUGCCAGCUCAAUUUAGUAUACAAGAUUGCAUCUCCGCUUCUAGAAGACAUAUAUGGGAUGCGCACUUCGCACAAUAUGGAUCGCUGUUCCCAGCAGAAAAUGGUGGCAGAAGCGAACCAAGCCUUGUUGAAGUGGCAGCAAGAUUUGCCACCUCAUCUCUCAUUUGACAGACUUAGCGAUCUGACGACUUAUUCUUCGACGGAAGAAAAGAUGCACAGCCUACAGGCUUUAUCAUUACAGUUGACAUAUGACAAUAUCAUGGUAGUAUUACAUCGCCCACUGCUGGCUGGCCGUGGAUCCCUCGAACGAUCGGUAGCACCGGAGACGAUGUCUCCAAUCUCUCCAUUUUCAGAUGAUAUGCGGGAUAUCAGCUUCAAACGAUGCUUGAGAUCCGCCCUUCGAAUCUCAAACCUUCAACAAAAGCCGAACCUGCUCUCGCUCGCCCGUACGACGCACCUAGUGUCGUUUUUGGGCAUGAAUUUGUUCACUGCCUCCGUCGUCUUAUUUAUAUGCGCCCUGUCGGACACCCUUUCUGAUACAGCGCAGGAGGCGAAACGUGGCUUAAAAAGGACAUUGCAGAUGCAGAAGUCUCUCUCGAACCAUGCAUCUUUAUCCAUGCAGUGCACCACGAUCUUGGAGGACUUGGUGCAACUCAUCUUGAGAAAGGAGAUGGAGGAAAUGCUGCUCGACAAUUCCACGAGCGACGACAAUGCCCCCACUGGCUCCGCGACCCGGAAUGAGGAGCUUCAUAAUGCGGGGAUGAAUGAUAGAAUGAAUGAGGAGAUGGCGCCGAACAGAUCGGAAUCUCACACUGCAAUACACUCAACCGAGUUCGACAUUACUAGCCAAGAGGCGGCACCUGCUGAAGGCUCUAAUUUUAACCAGAGCUUGAGAACUCUACAGAAAGUUUUCUACGAUAGCAGUCUCCUACGACACCAGGGUGAUGCGGAUGUUGAUCUAGGUGCCCGCAAGGACUACGAGAAUUACGUGGCAACUGAACAUAGUUCCAAUCCGGAAGGGAUGAUCGGCUCACAGGACAUUGGAUUCAAUGACGGCGGCUUCACUGGCGUUGAGGACCUUGGCCAAUUCUGGUUGUGGAAUCUUGAAGACUUUAAUUAUUGAGAUUAAUCACAUCUCCAGCUUCUACAGCGCAUGCGUCCACCCCAGCCUGCGGAUUCAUUUACGAGGACCAUAUAUAAUGCUCUUUAUUCCUUCCUGCCUCCCUGCUCCUACAAACGCUUGCUCAGCACAGUCGAACUCGAACGAGUGAGUUAUCAGCUCCUUCAGACUGAUUUUCCUAGACUUGAGAAGCUCGAUUGCAAGCUCGUAGUCUCCUGGACCAUAUCGGAAACUUGUCUUGUAUACUCCUUCCUUGGCACAUAAUUCACCCACUGGAAAGAUAAUGUUCGAAUUUCCAAGCCCGGCUUGAAUGAAUGUACCGCCUUUCUUCAUCGCAAAUAUUCCACUACUAAUGCAACUCUCUACCCCCGUGGCGUCGAUGAUGACGUCUGCACCAGCUGGGAUGUCGCAUCUUGACAUGAUGGUCUUUGCGUUCUGUUCCGGUGCUAGUUGUUGCAUCUUGUAGGUAUGAGUUGCCGCGUAUGUUUGAGCAAAUUCUAGUCGAGAAUCUACGAUGUCUGUUGCGACGACGGUGGAUGCGCCGAACGCUUUAGCCACAGCACAACAUAAGAGACCGAUCGGGCCUGCUCCCAUCACCACCACCGUCUGCCCGAUGGUGAUGGAUGCGAGUUUCGUGCAGUGCACAGCAAUGCUUAGCGGCUCAACUAGCGCUCCCUCCUCUAUCGAGAUAUGUGGUGGAAGGAUGAAGCAGAAAUCUUCAGGCACGGUGUAGUACGUCGCCAAGGUCCCGUCGAUUGGGGGGGUUGCUGCGAAUCGCAUCUCGUCGCAGAGAUUGUACUUUCCAACGCGACAGAAUCCGCAGGUCCGGCAUGGGACGCCUGGUUCCAAGGCUACGCGAUCGCCUACUUGGACAGUCUUGACGUCUGUCCCGCAUCUGAUGAUAAUACCGGCGGAUUCGUGGCCGAGCACAAGUGGUUCGCGCACCACAAAUGGGCCAACCUCGCCAUGCUUCCAGUAAUGGAUCUAUGAGAACGUUUAGCAUCAGCUAGAGCCCCGUCUGUCUUAAUUGUAUGUUACGUACAUCGCUUCCACAUAUUCCAGUUGCCAUUAUCCUCACGAGUACAUGUCGGCUUGUAGGUAAUUCUGGU